Molecule: messenger RNA, 1087 nt
Organism: Melitaea cinxia (Glanville fritillary)
Lineage: Eukaryota; Metazoa; Arthropoda; Insecta; Lepidoptera; Nymphalidae
Product: protein ALP1-like
Exons: 1
Coding region: 485-1087 (200 amino acids)
Source: RefSeq, a predicted model, not a curated record
UGAAAUAUUUUUUCAAAAAAUGUAAUUGUUCAUAGUACUUGUAUAAUUUAACAUUGGUCUUCUUUUGUCCACUUUUAGUUUCCGUUUUCUUCAACGAUUUUCGAUAGUUGUCUCUUAUGUUAUUCCACCGUGUUUUGCAUGUUGAACCUGCAAUGAAAAUAAUAUUAUACAUAGAUUUAUUUGUUCCAGGUAUCUAACAACAGGGGAUUCUCUGAAGACAAUUUCAUUUAGUUACCGCUUGGGCCACAGCACAGCAUAUUCUAUAGUUAUGGAAACAUGCAAGAUAAUAAAGGAAACUCUGAUGAGUGAAAUGCUACCUUUGCCUACAGAAGAUAAAUGGAAAAUUAUUGCCAAUGACUUUAAAUUGUUGUGGAAUUUCCCUAACUGUGUCGGAGCACUGGAUGAGAAGCACAUAACAAUUCAGGCUCCCUCGAACAGUGGAUCUCUAUAUUUUGAUUACAAGAAAACAUUUUAAAUUGUUUUAAUGGCCCUUGUGGACGCGAACUAUAACUUUAUUGCCCUUGAUGUUGGGUCUUAUGGCAAAAACAGUGAUGGUGGCAUUUUUGCAAAUUCCAACCUAGGAAAAAGACUACAGCAAGGAACUUUAGGUAUACCUGGAAAUUCUCUGUUGCCAGGAACAUCAAUAGAAACACCACACGUGAUUGUGGGAGAUGAAGCAUUUCCUCUCAAAACAUAUUUAAUGCGACCUUAUCCAGGGCAAAAUUUGAAUGGGGACAAGCGCAUUUUUAAUUAUCGUUUAUCAAGAGCAAGAAGAAUUGUUGAAAAUACUUUCGAUAUAUUAACACAAAAGUUUAGAAUAUACAAUAGACGGAUCAACCAAGCUAACCCAGAAAAUGUAGAUAAUAUAGUACUCGCUACUUGUAUUUUACAUAACUUCAUCAAAUAUUUCAAUCCAAAUACAACACAUGAUUAUGAGGGUAAUCAACCUCAUACAAGCAGUUUACUAGAAACUGUGCAACCUCAAAGCGGAAACGCCACAGCGGGCGCAUUUCACGUUAGAGAAGUAUUCAAAAAUUAUUUUAUAUCUGAGGCAGGAUCAGUACCCUGGCAAGAAGAUAAAAUAUGA